GUGGGGCCCUCAACACAUUUUCAGAACUCUCUGUCCAGACCGGUGACUGAACAUCUGCCUGUCUUGCCACCAGUGGCUGUCUGAGGUGCUUCCCUGUCUCUGAAGGGGUGGGCACAAUGGCCAAGUGCUUCAUCCUGCUGUUGCUUCUUGUCUCCAUCUGGCCCACAAGGCUUCUGGCCCAAGGCUCUCUACGAAUUCAAGAGCUUUCCAUCAUGCUGCCAUGCAGAAUUGUGGGGGUCACCCUUGUGAACAAAAAGGUAGACCGGCAGUUAAAUUUCACACAAGCCAAGGAGGCCUGCAGGCUGCUGGGACUAACUUUGGCCAGCAAACACCAGGUUGAAGAGGCAUGGAAGUUUGGCUUUGAGACUUGCAGCUAUGCAUGGGUUGAAGAAGGGUUCUCAGUCAUCCCUCGGAUUCUCCCAAAUCCCAAAUGCGGGAAGAAUGGGUUGGGUGUCCUGAUUUGGAGAGCUCCACUUAGCAGAACAUUUGGGGCCUACUGUUACAACUCAUCUGAUACUUGGGUUAACUCAUGCCUUCCAGAAAUUAUGACCACCAAUGACCCCAUGUUCGACACUCAAAGUUCAAUGUACACAACAGAGUUUGCGGUCAGUGACAGUACCUAUUCAGCAUCAUCCCCUUACCCAGCGACACUUGCCCUUGGUACUACUCCAGCUUCGGCUUCCACUUUGGCUCCACGGAGAACCAAAAUGAUUUGCAUCACAGAAACUGUUACAGACACUAGCACCAUGUCUACAGAAUCUGAACAAUAUACUGAAAAUAAAGCUACAUUCAAGAAUGAAGCUGUUGGGUUUGGAGGAGUUCCCACAGCGCUUCUGGUGCUCGCUCUCCUCUUCUUCAGUGCUGCAGCCGGCCUCGCGGUUUGCUACGUCAAAAGGUACGUGAAGGCCUUCCCUUUUACAAACAAAAGUCAGCAGAAAGAAAUGAUCGAAACCAAAGUAGUGAAGGAAGAGAAGGCUGAUGAUAGCAACCCUAAUGACGAAUCAAAGAAAACUGCUAAAAGCCCAGAAGAGCCCAAGAGUCAACCCAAAACAACAGUGCGAUGCCUGGAAGCUGAAGUCUAGAUGAGAAAGGCAUGAGAAAACACUCCUGAGGCUGGCUUCUUCCCUGAUACAUAUCCUGACCCCAGUUGAGGAAACUAAAAGGACCAAAGCAGAACGUUCACCCUUGGUUUCUAGCUGGAAUCAACUCAGGGCUGCCUUUGGAGUUCACCAAAAGGAACUCCCUUCUUCUUGCCACAAUCCCUUCUGGAUCCUAGGUCCUCCCACCUCCCAAACUUCUCACAGCCUCUCUAACCUGACUAUGUUCUAAUAAUAUCCCAGUGGGGGAAAGAGCUGUGCAUAGCAUGAGGACCUGAAGCAAAGAGCUCAUCAGGCCACUCAUCAGGUGAGCUGAGGGCCAAGGGGUCACUGAGACCAGCGGUUCUCUACUGUUCUACAGUCCAGGCCCUUUCUUCAGCUCUGAAAGGGAAACACUUAUACAACCUGGCACAUCUAUCUGAGCCAGGCAAAAGCAAAAGAAGGGAGGAAAGCCUUAGCGGCUGAAAGCCAUGGAGAUUCCUGUGACUUGAGACCCAAUCUCUGUCAAGCCAAAGUAAACAGCAACAGCAGGAGACCAAGGAUGCUGACAGCACUACAGUCAGUGGGAGCUACAGACACAGCGGCCAAGUGCUCCUCUCAAACAAAAUGAGUUGGAGUCACUUCUUAGCACAUAACACAUUUUCUUUUUAUUUCUCCUGAUGAUGAUAUAGCCUCUAGAGGAAUAUACUUCUAAAAGAAUCCUCAGAAAAGUAAUUUUACAAGCUUUUAUUUUUAUCUGAGUUACAGAAAAAUUAUUGCUGGGGAAAAUACUGUUUUUAAAAAGUAAUACUAGUCAACAAAUCUUUGCUGAAUGACUACUACAGAUUCUGUAUUCCUUAUCCAAAAUGCUUUGGACCAAAAUUGUCCUAGAUUUUGGAUUUUUUUUAUUUUGAAAUUUUGCAUUUAUAUAAUGCUAUAUCUUGGGAAUGGAAUCCAGGUCUAAACACAAAAUUCAUGUAUUUUUCACAUACAUUUUACACCCAGAGCCUUAAAGGUAAUGUUAUACAAUAUUUUAAAUAAUUUUGUGCAUGAAGCAAAGUUUUGUGGCGUGGAAUUUUCCAUUGUGGCAUCAUAUCAAUGCUUGAAAGGUUUCAGAUUUGGGAGCAUUUCUAAUUUCAGGUUUUCAGAUGAGAGACACUCAACCUGUGUCCAUCAAGUGCAGGAUACUGCAUUCUGUAAUUUACUAGUCAUAAAAAAAAUGCAUGGAGUAGAAUGCUCUCUGAUACUAAUGUUUUUCUGUUUGGAUAUUCCUGGCUUAACUAUUGUAUUUCCAAAUUAAUUUUUAGGCUGUUUUGGUUUUGCUAAUACUAAUCUUUUCAUUUUCUCUCUUAUGGCAGCCAUUACAAUCUUAAUUUAUUAUUAACAUCCCUAAGAGGUACAUUACCACCUUUACUCAUUUUUAAAGCACAUUUUUAAAAUGUUAUUAAUAAAUGUAUCACUAGCUCUCCUUUUUCUAGCAAGAAGAGCCUAUAAGGUGCAGAAAUAUUUGUGCCAAAAAAUUAAAGCAUUUAGAAAACUU
This is a messenger RNA of Oryctolagus cuniculus (rabbit), 2616 nucleotides long. RefSeq names its product lymphatic vessel endothelial hyaluronan receptor 1 (gene LYVE1). Gene Ontology annotation, biological process: cell adhesion. The record is from RefSeq and is a predicted model, not a curated record. Gene Ontology annotation, cellular component: plasma membrane. NCBI's taxonomy places the organism in Eukaryota, Metazoa, Chordata, Mammalia, Lagomorpha, Leporidae. Gene Ontology annotation, molecular function: transmembrane signaling receptor activity; hyaluronic acid binding.